AUGAUUAGAGGUAUCACCACCACCUCAAGUACCUACAUUGAAAAGGAAGGAGGAGUACGUGAGGAGAGUGAUGAUAGAAUGGCAGGAGUAUUUGGUAUGGGUGUAUUGGGCAUGGGUGAAAAUGUUCUUGUUUGGUUUCCAAUGCAUUCUUGUGUUGAUCGUAUUUAUGUUGCAUCGAUUUCAAGUAAUCUUUCAUAUUAUCGAUUGAUCCCAAUAAUGUAUCUAUCGAUGUUUCAAUGUCUAGACAACAACAAUAAAUAA
Cavenderia fasciculata is the source of this 261-nucleotide messenger RNA. RefSeq lists its product as uncharacterized. The coding region runs from base 1 to 261 and encodes 86 amino acids. The transcript is spliced from 2 exons. Lineage: Eukaryota; Evosea; Eumycetozoa; Acytosteliales; Cavenderiaceae. The record is from RefSeq and is a predicted model, not a curated record.